AUUGAGUCGCUUGUCAACGGACUAAGCAAGACUGAACACAGUUGGGCAACAACAAGACAACACGUAUUUGUAAACAGCACUGCGUUGCGGAAAGAAAUUGGAUUAUUUUACGGUCACUUUCCCAAAAUGCUUGUGAGGAAAAUGAAGUUGCUUUUUCGCGAAGCUGCCUGAGAAUCAUGAACAUAUGAAACUUGACCCUGCAGAGGGCCGAUGUACGUCCCCUGCCGGAUUGAAUGGCAAUGAGAAUACAAGACUGAGUGGGAGUACUGCAAUGACUAGCCAGCAUCCUAGCCAUGCAGAAAGCACUUACUUCAGAGACAAACAGCCACCUGCUUUGGCGCCUAAGCUCCAUGUUCAUCGAUCCGAGUCAAAUGAGACCCUUACAAUCCACUUCUCAGCUCUUGGGAAGGAGGAAGAGGAGGAGGAGGAAGAGCUGUACACAACAUCGGUCUCCUCCACAUCCACCACUCAGGAUGAAGUAAAUAUUGUAACAGGCAUUGAGGCUAGUGAGGAGAUGUUUGAAGCACAGCAAUCGGACCCUUCAGGUGAUGUGGCUCCCACACACCAAUCUACCAGAUCGCCACUUUCUACUUCUCACACAGCCUCAUUGCCAGAUUUUGUCGAGCAAAAAGGCACAAGUACCAAUUCAUCCCCCACCAAAUCUUUGAGCUUUCCGUCUGCAGACAAGUCCUUUCUAACGCUGAUGAAAUCUUUUGCCUCGGACAUUGAGACUAAAGAUGGAGUCUCUACUAUUACUGCUCCCACAACAAGGCAUAGGCAUCUGAUGAAAUCUCUGGUUAAAUCCUCAUCUGACACCUCUCAGGACCCCUCGUCCCAUCGUCUUUCAGAGUCCCGCCUUAAUCUGCAACUCUUCAAGCAAUUCACUCAGUCCCGGAUGCAGAAUGCUAGCACAAUAGCAACUGGUGAUUCAAAAACAGCCCCUUCUUCUCCGCUAAUCUCUCCAGAUAACCGCAGCUUCUUCAAAGUCUCAGAGGUUGAAGCACGAAUUGAAGACACUAAACGCCGUUUCUCCGAGGCCAUCUAUGAACCACUUCAGCUGCUGAGCAAGAUGAUUGAUGAAAAGAGCAGCAGCAGCCUGAGUCGGCCAAAGGCUCUCUCUGCCAGUGCGUCCGAACUCUACAACCUGACUUCUGUCAGUGGCCACCUGGACGGAAACAAUGACUGCAUCAAAGAGGAAGAAGCCACUGAAUUGGAAGGGGAAAGCCCAAACACUGGCACCUCUGGUCCAGGAGAGCCUCUAGUGGCACCUUUAGACAUGAAGAGCCCCAACAAAUCAUCCUCAUUCCCGUUAUAUUUGGACAAGUGUUCCAUGUCUGCUCUUGCAAAACAGGAGGAUGAGGACUUUUGCAUUUUGUACAGUGAGGACUUUGAAUCUUGUACUGACGGUGAUGUUGACGCUGGUACUGGAACUGGUACCCAGUCUCAAGUGCCUUUAAGUGGGAGUACUGAACCUUGCAGCGAGGAUGAAUCUGAAGAUGCUGAGCCCGCGCCUAGCAUUCCUCACUACACCCUUUUCAUUCUUACUAUUCUAGUCUAUAGUUGCUUUGUAUUACCUUUGCCGGAGUACAUCCGAGGAAUAUUGCUUGGCGUGGCAUUGGGAUUCUUUGUCGCAAUCGGGGUUGUGUGGCUGACUGGACCGAAACCUGACAGACGCUUUAGAUGUUCUAAACGCUAUGGAAAACUGUGGAAUCUUAAAAGAUUGGACAUUAAAGAACCAGAAAUCUUUAAGGGCUGGAUGAAUGAAAUAACAAAUUAUGACCCAGAAACCUACCAUGCCACAUUGACACACUCUGUGUUUGUCCGCUUGGAGGGUUCCAUCAUCCGUCUGUCAAAACCAAACCAUAACAUUGCCCGACGUGCCAUUCACAGUGAACCAAAACCAGAUGUAACCUACAUCAGCCAGAAGAUCUAUGAUCUAACAAACAGCAAAGUCCAUCUAGUGCCUCAGAGCCUGGCCAGGAAACGGAUAUGGAACAAAAAAUAUCCUAUCUGCAUUGAACUGGCCAAACAGGAUGAUUUCAUAUCUAAGGUGGACGGUGACACCAGUGAGAACAGAGGAGACGGAACAGGAAGAACUCAAGAGUCAGUCCGGUCAAUGUCCUCCAGUAGAGACCUUACUCUCUAUCUUUUUGGACGGACUGGGAGGGAGAAGGAGGAGUGGUUCCAGAGGUUUAUAUCAGCUUCUAUGCUUAAGGUGGAUUUGAAAAAAGCCACAAGUCCUGCAAGCUCCAAAAGUGUUCUGAACUCUCAUAGUCGAAGUAGUAGCCACAGCAGUCUGGAUGAUGUCCUGGGAUCGCAGCCCAAAUCAAAAGACUCCCCAACUGCAGGCAGUGCUAAAACCCAGCUGUUGGACUACAGUGUCUACAUGGCUUCAUUAUUGCCAAAAGAGGUUGCACUCAGUUCCCCAGCGACCAGCUCUGAUCUCCACUGUCCCCAGGGCAGCCCAGGAGCUGACAAGAAGAGUCCCACCUCAGCACAGGAGCAGCUCCCAGAGGAGGGGGAGGAUCCUGUUGCCUGGGUGAAUGCAGCUGUCGGCCGACUCUUCUGGGAUUUUCUUCGGGAGCCUUAUUGGGCUGAGCUUGUCUCCAAGAAGAUUCAAAUGAAACUCAGCAAGAUACGGUUGCCAUACUUCAUGAAUGAGCUUACCCUGACAGAACUAGACAUGGGUGUGGCCACACCGAGGAUCCUUGGAGCUUCCAGUCCUUCCAUUGACUAUAAAGGUCUGUGGUUUGACUUGGAUAUAUCCUACAGUGGGUCCUUCCUGAUGACUCUUGAAACUAAGAUGAACUUGAUUCGCUUGGGCAAGGAAGGAGAAAGCUUCCGUUUAGGGGAAGAUGGAUCCAGACCCCGGACUUACUGCCUGGCUGACAGUGAUGAGGAGUCUUCCAGUGCAGGCUCAUCGGAUGAAGAAGAUGCGUCUGAUCAGUCAAAUGAAAUCCCUGGAGCAGAAGGAUAUACUUUUGUUGGAGGCCACAAACCCAGCAAGAUCAUGCGCUUUGUUGACAAGAUCGCAAAGUCCAAAUACUUCCAGAAAGCCACAGAGACAGAGUUCAUCAAAAAGAAGAUGGAGGAGGUAUCCAACACCCCUCUUCUUCUCACAGUGGCGUUGCAGAAACUCCAAGGAACUGUUGCAGUCAAUAUACCUCCACCACCCACCGACAGGAUAUGGUAUGGCUUUAGGAAGCCCCCUCACUUGGAACUAAAGGCACGGCCUAAACUGGGAGAAAGAGAAGUUACUCUGGCUCAUGUCACCGACUGGAUCGAGAAAAAACUGGAACAGGAGCUUCAGAAAAUUAUUGUAAUGCCAAACAUGGAUGAUGUGUGGCUGACUAUCAUGCAUUCUGCCAUGGACCAACGAACCUCGGGUCGACCUUUGGCUUGGUCUGCAGUGUCCCAAGAGCCUUCGCUCCUGGAGAGGGACGGCACCAGAUAGCCGCAAAGAACGCCUGUUUACAAUACAGUAUUCCCCCAAAAAUCCAGAUACCGAAGUUGGGGCCAAAGUUGAUAGGAGAAAUAUACCCUCAUCUACAAAAUGAAAAGAAAAGAUUUUACACAAAUACUGACAGUGUCUGCUGCUCAGUUUUAUAGCAUUUGUCAUGUCUUUGAAGGGUUUUCAUGCAAGAAUGUAUUGGCGAUAAAAUGGCUGAGUUUAAGCCGGUAAGGGCAAUGUAUGACCUCCUUAUUGUGCGACACGUAUAGAAGCAUUCACCAGAUGUCUUAAGGCCUGCAAAUAAGUUUCUAUUGAGGCCCCAGAAAGAGAGCGGAUAGCGUGUCAGUUGUCGAGAGUUAACGGAAAUGUAAGCGGGUAAAAGCUCAGAUUGUUGCUGAUCAGGUGUUAACUAACAGUGUUCAUUUUUGCUGUCUCUACCACCUGAAUGCCACUUAUUAUGCCAAUAUUUCCCUUUAUCUAGAUCUGUACAGAGAUAAUGCUCGAUGGCAAAUCGUGUUUAGAAGAAAUAGAUUUUACUGUGUACAUUCCAUACAUGCGUGAACACAAGUGCAAUGAUAUAAAUGCUGCAUUAACUAAUGAAUGAUGUGCUAUAGAAGUCUAUUGAAGUUUUUUUUUUUUUUUGGUUAACAGAUAUAUUGAAUGUAUUUGUGGAUGGUUACUGUCGUUCAAUGUUAUAAUGAAGUGUCUACCUUUUUGAUUGCGGUAUGCAAGUGACUGCACAAAGAGAGUUUUCCUUUUCACAUUCUUUGUGAUGAAACACAAUGUACACUAUGUCUCAAUAAUUGGCGUAAUUACCAAUUGCAUUUAACAAACGUGUUGGAGUUGGAUGGAGUUAAACAACUUGAACAAAGAGUUCUUGCAAAGAGCCAUGUCAUUUAAUUUUGACCAUACUCUGAUGAUGCUAAGGUACUCAAUAGUGAAGCCUUUCUUGCCAAGAGUGAAUAGGCUUACUGGGUAUCUUUGUUGGCUGGGGGGCGGAAAUAGAAAAAGUGUCAUACUUUUGUGUUAUGUUAGCCAAAGUUCUACAGUUGGGGUGGCGUACAGUGCCCUUCCUCUCUGCUAAAAGGUACACUCAUCUAUUGUAAUGUACUCCUAAUUACAAUGACUACAACACAUUUACCAUAGUUUACAGGAAUUAAAAUCGUUUGUCCUUACUGUAAGGAUACUAAUGGGCUGCAACUGAAUAGAUUUUGUGACUUAACCAAAUGCCUUAUAGCGUUUUCUUAAAUGUUUUACAUGAGGUGGCAUCUGGCUUCUGUUUUUGUCUACUUUGGAAUAAAUAGAAUCAUGGAGUUAUUUUAUUUUUUUUUUUUAAAGGGUAUAUGAAGAUCACGGCAAUGUGUACUUGUGAAUUAUUUCUGACCUGCUAAAAAUGGAUGUGCAAUUUUUAAAGCCAAAUUAAGUGAUUGUGUAUCUGCCUUAUUUAUGAAGAUAAAUUGGAAAUAAUUAAAAGAAAAUAUUGGUGCAAAUA
Molecule: messenger RNA, 4943 nt
Organism: Syngnathoides biaculeatus (alligator pipefish)
Lineage: Eukaryota; Metazoa; Chordata; Actinopteri; Syngnathiformes; Syngnathidae
Product: testis-expressed protein 2-like
Exons: 13
Coding region: 185-3454 (1089 amino acids)
Cellular component (GO): endoplasmic reticulum
Molecular function (GO): lipid binding
Source: RefSeq, a predicted model, not a curated record